Lacerta agilis (Sand lizard) is the source of this 4911-nucleotide messenger RNA. It is a transcript of the gene ANKRD28, whose product is annotated as ankyrin repeat domain 28. Gene Ontology annotation, molecular function: protein binding. The transcript is spliced from 28 exons. Gene Ontology annotation, cellular component: ciliary inversin compartment. The coding region runs from base 1 to 3252 and encodes 1083 amino acids. Gene Ontology annotation, biological process: protein localization to ciliary inversin compartment. NCBI's taxonomy places the organism in Eukaryota, Metazoa, Chordata, Lepidosauria, Squamata, Lacertidae. The record is from RefSeq and is a predicted model, not a curated record.
AUGAGUCGUGUGUGUAUUGUUGUUUUGGAGGAGGUGGAAGAUGAUUCUCCCACGUUUAUUUCCAAACUGCCUCAGGAAAGCAUAUCUCUACAUCCUUCAGCUUCAGGACAUUGCUUGCCACCACUUGUUCAAGCUAUAUUUAAUGGGGACCCUGAUGAAGUUCGUGCACUAAUUUUUAAGAAAGAAGAUGUUAACUUUCAGGAUAAUGAAAAGCGGACCCCUUUACAUGCUGCUGCGUAUCUGGGAGAUGCAGAAAUUAUUGAGCUACUUAUUUUAUCUGGAGCUAGAGUUAAUGCCAAAGACAGCAAAUGGUUGACUCCUUUACACAGAGCUGUUGCAUCAUGUAGUGAGGAUGCUGUGCAGGUGUUGUUGAAGCAUUCAGCAGAUGUCAAUGCCCGUGACAAAAAUUGGCAAACACCCCUACACAUAGCAGCUGCAAAUAAAGCUGUCAAGUGUGCAGAAGCCUUGGUGCCACUUCUCAGCAAUGUAAAUGUGUCAGACCGUGCUGGUAGAACGGCAUUACAUCAUGCAGCCUUCAGUGGACAUGUUGAGAUGGUCAGUUUAUUAUUGUCUAGAGGUGCCAAUAUCAAUGCCUUUGACAAGAAAGACAGACGAGCAAUUCACUGGGCAGCUUAUAUGGGUCAUAUUGAUGUAGUAAAACUACUAGUAGCCAAUGGUGCUGAAGUUACAUGUAAAGAUAAAAAAUCAUACACACCACUACAUGCUGCAGCUUCCAGUGGAAUGAUUAGUGUAGUCAAGUAUCUUCUGGAUCUUGGAGUUGAUAUGAAUGAACCAAAUGCAUAUGGAAAUACACCUCUUCAUGUCGCUUGCUUCAAUGGACAAGAUGUUGUAGUAAAUGAACUGAUAGACUCUGGUGCUAAUGUAAAUCAAAUGAAUGAGAAGGGAUUUACACCUUUACACUUCGCUGCUGCAUCGACCCAUGGAGCAUUGUGUUUAGAACUUCUGGUUUGUAAUGGCGCAGAUGUGAAUAUGAAGAGUAAAGAUGGAAAAACACCUUUGCAUAUGACAGCAAUCCAUGGAAGAUUUUCAAGAUCACAAACAAUCAUCCAGAAUGGAGCUGAAAUAGAUUGUGAAGAUAAGAAUGGAAAUACACCUUUGCACAUAGCAGCCAGAUAUGGCCAUGAACUGCUCAUCAACACAUUAAUUACAAGUGGUGCUGACACUGCAAAGCGGGGUAUACAUGGAAUGUUUCCUCUCCAUUUGGCAGCAUUAAGUGGAUUCUCAGACUGUUGCAGAAAGCUGCUGUCUUCAGGCUUUGACAUAGAUACUCCAGAUGAUUUUGGCAGGACCUGUCUUCAUGCUGCUGCAGCUGGAGGGAAUUUGGAGUGCCUAAAUCUGCUGCUCAACACAGGUGCAGACUUCAAUAAGAAAGACAAAUUUGGAAGAACUCCACUCCAUUAUGCUGCUGCCAAUUGUAAUUACCAGUGCCUGUUUGCCCUUGUGGGUUCUGGAGCAAGUGUCAACGACCUCGACGAAAGGGGUUGUACACCAUUGCACUAUGCAGCUGCAUCAGACACUGAUGGAAAGUGCCUGGAAUAUUUAUUAAGAAAUGAUGCAAAUCCAGGGAUUCGAGACAAGCAAGGAUACAAUGCAGUUCAUUAUUCUGCAGCCUAUGGUCAUCGCUUAUGCCUUGAAUUGAUUGCCAGUGAAACACCUCUAGAUGUUCUAAUGGAAACAUCUGGAACAGACAUGCUGAAUGAUUCAGACAACAGGGCACCAAUUAGUCCAUUGCACUUAGCUGCCUAUCAUGGACACCAUCAAGCUCUGGAAGUAUUAGUGCAGUCUUUGUUGGAUCUUGAUGUCCGGAACAAUAAUGGUAGAACACCAUUGGAUCUUGCAGCUUUUAAAGGACACGUUGAAUGUGUCGAUGUACUAAUUAAUCAGGGGGCAUCUAUUUUGGUGAAAGACUAUGUUGUAAAGAGAACACCAAUACAUGCUGCAGCUACAAAUGGUCAUUCAGAAUGUCUGCGGUUAUUGAUAGGAAAUGCAGAACCACAGAAUGCUGUUGACAUCCAAGAUGGAAAUGGACAGACUCCUCUGAUGUUGUCUGUUCUCAAUGGGCACACAGAUUGUGUCUAUUCAUUGCUUAAUAAAGGAGCAAAUGUAGAUGCCAAAGAUAAAUGGGGAAGAACAGCAUUGCACAGAGGGGCAGUUACAGGACACGAGGAGUGUGUAGAAGCUCUGCUUCAACACGGUGCAAAGUCCAUACUACGAGAUUGCAGAGGACGAACACCUAUACAUUUGUCAGCUGCAUGUGGCCAUAUUGGGGUGUUAGGAGCACUCUUGCAGUCAGCAGCAUCUGGAGAUACAGUACCUGCCCUUGCAGACAAUCAUGGAUAUACUUCAUUGCACUGGGCCUGUUACAAUGGUCAUGACAGCUGUGUCGAACUUCUUUUGGAGCAGGAAGUUUUCCAGAAAAUGGAAGGAAAUUCUUUCAGCCCAUUGCAUUGUGCUGUGAUUAAUGAUAACGAGGGCGCUGCUGAAAUGCUAAUUGAUACACUGGGUUCUAGCAUUGUAAAUUCUACAGAUGGAAAAGCCAGAACUCCUCUUCAUGCAGCAGCCUUUACAGACCAUGUAGAGUGCUUACAGCUUUUGCUCAGCCAUAAUGCACAAGUAAACUCUGUAGAUUCUUCUGGGAAGACCCCUCUAAUGAUGGCUGCAGAAAAUGGACAAACAAAUACAGUUGAGGUGUUGGUUAGCAGCGCUAAAGCCGAUCUGACCUUGCAAGAUAAGUGUAAAAACACAGCACUGCAUUUGGCUUGCAGCAAGGGUCAUGAAACUAGUGCCUUGUUAAUACUGGAGAAGAUUACAGAUAGAAAUCUCAUCAAUGCCACCAAUGCAGCCUUGCAGACACCUUUGCAUGUUGCUGCUCGAAAUGGAUUAACAGUUGUAGUUCAAGAACUUCUAGGAAAAGGAGCAAGUGUACUUGCCGUUGAUGAAAAUGGUUAUACACCAGCUUUGGCCUGUGCUCCCAAUAAGGAUGUUGCUGAUUGCCUGGCUCUCAUUCUGGCCACAAUGAUGCCUGUUUCGUCAAGCACCACGCUACCUUCCCUUACUUUCAAUGCCAUUAAUCAUUACACCAACACCUCAAAAACUGUCACCUUUGACUCCUUGCCUAUUAUCAGGAGUGAACAUAGCUCUUACUGUAGUUUCAACAACAUUGGCAGGGAAGAUGGCUACCCAUAUACGGAAGAAGAUGAACUUAAUGACUCCGAUUCUGAAACCUAUUAAGAAGCUUCCUUGGAGGUCAGAAGAGGAACCCACCUGCUGAAUUUCAAGAUUGUGUUGUUGUAGAAAGCAGUUUCUGAAUAUAAAAAGGGACACCCAGAUGAGUUUUUUUUUAAACAAACAUGGGUGCACACAAAAUAUUUGUGCAACUUCCCAAAGGCUUUUAAAAGCAGGUUAUGCAAAGGAAAUGCUUCAAAUCGAUGGUGCAAAAGAAAAGAAAAAUUACACAAAAUGUUAUUUAAUUGCAGUGUACUAGGUUGUCCAUGGUGCCAUGAAGAAUCCUAAAAAGGCUGUGCACCAUUGUCUGUCUAAAUGAAUAAACAAGUUAUACAACAAAGAAGACGAUAGAUUUAAAUCUUACCAAGAUCAUUUUUAAGGCAAUAAUUGAGUUUGGUACAGAAGGCGUUGUUUGUGCAGCAAAUUGCCAAAGGACCAAAUGAAUAACUUAGACUUUUUUAAUUAAAAAACAAACAAACAACUUUUUUUGAAAAGUUGAAUAGGUUAAAUAAGUAAUAGUCUUAACCAACCCCUAAAUUAUUUCUGACAAUGUUAGAUUUGGUUUUAAAUGUCUUUAUUUGUUUUUAAUCACCUAACAGCCCCCCAACACAGUUAAAUGUACCAUGGGGGGGACGGGACGUAAUUUUCAGUUUUGUUUCUCUGAGCUGAAAUGAAAAGGAACUUGUCACAAUCUUAUAGUAGUGAAGCUGUACUGGCUUAACCAGGAGUAGUCAGGGUGAAACUUGUACAGUAGUAUAAUAAAAGGGAGAUGAGACAGCGAUGCAGUAUUUAUUGCACAGCUUACCUUUACGAAAAUAAAUCUGUUUUAAAUAUAUAUUUUUAUUCAAAAUACAGGAAUGGUAAUUAUCUGAAUGAGGAAAACUGCAUCAAAAAUGAGAAUGGUAAAAUCCUGACACCCUGCUAGGCUGCCUUAGGGAAAUGGCAUUUUCUACAGCUUGCCCAGUCUUCUACAUCAUAUACAACGACAUGAGAUUUGUGCCUCUAUGAUGUAUAUAAUUUUUUUUUAUUAAAAAAGAAACCACCUAAGCUUUUAAGGCACAGGAUGUGACUGGGGGAUGGUUAAAAUGGUUUCCUUUUCAUCAAAAAGGUACAGUGAUGAAUCUUUGGAAAUGUAUUCCAAGUCCUUCGGCUGGAGUUACAGCUUGCCUCGAGUUUGUCUAAUUUAUAACAGGCUGCUGUAAAAAAAUGAAUCAACUGAAAAAUGGAAUACAUUUCUCGAUCCUAAAAUGAAAUUUGUUAAAAUAGAGGUAUUUACUUUAUUUGGUUCUGCUUUAAUUGAAAAGUAACAGUUUGAAUUAUAACUUGCUUAUGUACAUGCAAGAACAUAUUCUUGCAUGUUGAGAUAAAACACAAAUGACUUGCUAUAAACUGACCCCAACCUUCUUUUAUCCUUUUUGUAUUGUGAAACUGGAAACCUUAAUGCCAUUGUAAAUUAUAAGCUUGUUUUCUGAACAUAGUGUGGAAACACAGGACAGUAUUUUGAUCUAUUUGAUAAUUUUGUGGGUUUUUGAAGAAUUAAUGAGCAUGUACAUAUAAAUAGCUACUGCUUGAAUACUGUAUUUACCUGCACUCUUUGAGUACAUCAAGAUUCCUGUGUAUAUUUUACAGAGUAUAAUAAAACCCAGAUGUGAGAGUUGUAUUUAA